Messenger RNA from Pieris macdunnoughi, 996 nucleotides. Lineage: Eukaryota; Metazoa; Arthropoda; Insecta; Lepidoptera; Pieridae. The record is from the annotation of a GenBank genome assembly.
AUGUCGUUGUUAAUAUAUUUGAAUCCCUUUAGAGUGUUUCGAGACUUUGUUCGUGCACCGGUCGAAAGUUUUGUUACUGACCAGUAUAUGGGGUAUAAAAAGAAAACAAAUGAAAGUAUCACCAGCGUCAAGGAAUUAAUAUAUAGAGCUGGUAUUUUAUUAGUGUUUUUCUCUGCUAUAUUAUGGAUAUCUAUAUUUAUGUAUAUAGCAUUUUAUUAUACAUAUAUGCCAAAUGUUACUCAUGUUAGGCCAGUUCACCUGCAAUUUAAAUCCUGUGAGGAUCAAAUGGGCCUCUGUUCCUAUCCUUAUGCUUAUGUUCAGCUAACAAAAGCCAGUUAUGUUUUAAUGUCAGGGCAGCCCUACAGAAUCAAGUUAGUCAUGGAUGUGCCUGAAUCACCUAGCAAUAAGGACCUAGGUAUGUUCAUGGUGUGCCUACAAAUGCGUGGAAAGGGAGGUACAUUAGUCUCCUCUUCAUGCCGAUCAGCUAUGCUUAAUUAUCGGUCGAAAUUGCACUACUAUAUCCGUACGUCGUUAUUCUCGCCGCUAUUUCUACUCGGAAUAGAUGAUGAGCGACAGGAAAUACAAGUGGAGCUGUUUAGCGAUUUUCAAGAUGAUCCAAACAGCCCAGUAACUGAUGCAUACAUCGAACUGCAGUCGCGCUUCGUGCAAGUCCAUUCGUGUUCAUUGCACGUCGAGGCGCACUUUUCGGGGCUACGAUACGCGAUGUAUUAUUGGCCUCGGGCCUCCGCCCUCUGCGGAAUCUCCACGAAUUUAUUCUUUACAUCACUCGUGUUUAUAAUGAGCUGGUAUCACUUACAAGAUGGCCUGCCUGAAUUUAUUAAGAAUAAAUUCAAGACAGAAGUCAAAAGUGAACCAGAUGAAAAGAAACAAGUUAGCAAAGUGAAACUUGAACGGAAAGAUUCAUUUCCAUUGAUUGAAGAAGAGGCUCUGGCUAUUCUAGAAGAAUAUCAAACGUUGGAGAAGAAGAAGACGUAG